Pocillopora verrucosa is the source of this 1396-nucleotide messenger RNA. NCBI's taxonomy places the organism in Eukaryota, Metazoa, Cnidaria, Anthozoa, Scleractinia, Pocilloporidae. The record is from RefSeq and is a predicted model, not a curated record.
CUUCCUCGAUCGGAUGAUGGCUGCAAACGAUCCAGUUCAAGAGAGACAGCUUGUUCUUAUGGAAAGAAUGAGUAGAAGAAUUGAUUCGAUUCUCGAAGGGCAAAAGAAACUAGAAGAUACGAAUGCAGUCCUUCGGCAAGAAAAUGCAAAGCUGAAGAACCAACUUGCGAGUCUGGAAGGGCAGUCAAAGAAGAAAAGCAACAAACGUUCUAAAAGCUCUCGCAGAGAAUCAAAUGUUGUGAUUCCAAAUGACUUAAGGAAACGGUUUCGGUUCAUCUACAAAAAGAUGGUAGAAAAAAAAGUGAUACAAGGUUUCAUCAUUGAUGAGGAUCCACAGUCAGAGAGAAACCAGAGUAUUUUUACAAAAGUGAAAGAAGUAUUGAAAAAAGAGCAUGGAGGAGAAAGCUGCCUAUGGACUGACUUACAAAUGGAAGCUCAGUUCUAUCGGUAUUUCAAAACAACUAAAGAAAGAGAGCAGAGGAUAAGAAAAGGGAAAAAUGAAUAGCAUAAAGAAAGGUGCAAAAGGAGCAGGCGUUUGCUAAAUAAACUGGAAAGGCGUCAGUCAUCCUAUGAGAUGCUACAAGCUUCUAUGACACCAAAAGAAAAACAGUAUUAUAGUGAAAUCCUUUACAUUGAUUACAUGAGCAGCGAAGAAUCAGAUUAUGAGGAGCAAGAAGAUUUCAUUACUGGUGAAAAAGAAAAGAAACUGGCAAGAUAUGUAACCAAGAAGCUAUCUUGGGAAAGAACAAGCUUGACAAAUGCAAAAGCCAGGCUAGACAGAACCUACAAAAAUAAUUUGACCCCCCAUGCCAGGGCAAUGGCUAAGCCAAGGAGUGUUGGUGGCAUGUCGGAGAGGCCUGCACCUGCUGGCCCACUUUGGGCUGUCAGGCAGAUAAACAAUGAGUCAUGAUUGAAAAAAUACUUAACACUUUUUCUACUUUUUAUUCAUUUAUUUAUCAUGUAUUUAAUGGCAAACUGAAGUAAUUGUUUUGUUAGAACAAAUUAUUGUCAUCUAGAUCACAGGGAUAGUUUCUUCCAAGUAUUGUUAAAUUUAUUGACUUAUGAUGGGGAAAAUUUGUUCCUGUCAAGUGUAAAUAAGCUAGGUAUGUGUGACAUUUUAACCCUUUAACUCCCAAGAUCUGAUUGGUAAUUAUCCUCUCCAGUUGCUACAUAUUUCCCUGUAACUUAGUUAUGAGAAUCUGGUGUUAGAUCAAGACAAAGACCUAUACCUGAUAAGUUUGAGAAUUCUCAUUAUCUCUUUGCUGGAUAAGGUAUGGAUAUUUUAGGGAGAAGUUACUUGUUAAUCACUCCUGGGAGUUAAAGGGUUAAUUACAAAUAGGCAGUAGCUUUAAGAAUGUGUACCAGUGAAUUUAAAAUAAAAGAAACUUGAAACAUA